AUGAAUUUGAUGAACAUUGCGAAACAUGUUCUUCAUUUGAUACAAGUGGAAUUUUAUUGUGAAAACUCACCAACAAGUGAUGAUGAAAUUUUGGCUUCACAACAGUUAUUCGAAAUUUUAAAGACAUUCAAGGAUAGCUACUUUAAUGAAUUACACACUUAUGAAACUCUCGAUUUCCAUGAUGAAUAUGAUGAUAUGACAGACGAAGAAGACAGCACUGAUGAAGAAAAAUCGAAUGAUGAAGAAGAAUCAACUGAUGAAGAACAGAAUAUGGACGAUUAUGAUGAUAAUCAAUACUUGAAUAUUCGGAAUAAUUUUACAUUAGAAGAGAUGGAAGAUAUAAUAGAAUGGGUUGAUGAACAUCCAAAUUAUACAUUUGCAAAUUCAGGGAAUAUAUUAAAACAAAUGGUACAAAAUCAGAAAAGUUAA
Messenger RNA from Rotaria sordida, 429 nucleotides. The record is from the annotation of a GenBank genome assembly. Lineage: Eukaryota; Metazoa; Rotifera; Eurotatoria; Philodinida; Philodinidae.